AUGGCGAUCGAUAAACAUGGAAGGGACACUGUGCAGGCAGCCGAAGCUGCCCACGCCCAAGCUGUCGUCAAUGCCGCCACCGAGAAGCUCGAAGAAGAUCAGUGCGAGGAGGCCUCCCCUUCACCAGCUGAACAGACUGAGCUCACGGAGGAUAUGUGCUAUGACCAGCUGGGUUACUCUUUCAGUGAAACCAAGAAAUGGACUAUCAUCACCGUGAUUUUCCUGGUCCAAGUUUCGAUGAACUUCAACACAUCACUUUACUCCAAUGCCCUCGGAGGUAUCUCCGAAGAAUUUGGCGUCUCCAUGCAAGCCGCGCGAUGCGGUGCCAUGAUCUUCCUCGUCCUCUACGCUUUCGGAUGUGAGCUCUGGGCCCCAUGGAGUGAGGAGCUGGGUCGCAAGCCCAUCCUCCAGGCUUCGCUGUUCCUUGUCAACGUUUUCCAACUCCCCGUCGCUUUGGCUCCCAACUUCGCCUCUAUCAUGGUGGGUCGUGCCCUCGGAGGUCUUUCCUCUGCUGGUGGCUCGGUCACACUGGGUAUGAUCGCCGAUAUGUGGGAGCCCGAUUCCCAGCAAUACGCCGUGGCCGCCGUCGUCUUCUCCUCCGUAGGUGGAUCUGUUUUGGGUCCUGUCGUUGGUGGUUUCGUCGAGGCCUUCUUGCCGUGGCGAUGGGCUAUUUGGAUCCAGUUGAUCUUCGGUGGUUUCGUGCAGAUCCUCCACUUCUUCAUGGUACCCGAGACCAGAACCACUGUGAUGAUGGACAAUAUUGCGAAGAAGAUGCGUAAAUCUGGCGAGAACCCUCAGAUCUACGGCCCCACUGAGGGCAUGUCCUUCCGCGAACGCUUCCCGCCUUCGGAGAUUAUGGCCACCUGGAUUCGUCCUUUCAAGAUGUUCCUCACCGAGCCCAUCGUGUUGGUGCUUUCUCUUCUCAGUGGUUUCAGUGAUGCUCUGAUUUUCAUGUUCAUUCAAUCUCUUGCUCUUGUAUACGACCAGUGGGGCUUCAACACUUGGGAGAAGGGUCUUGCCUUCAUUCCCAUUGUCAUCGGUUACUUCAUUGCAUGGUUCUCAUUCUUCCCGGUCAUCAAACGCAACAUCAAGGAGCGAAAGGAUCACCCGGAGAGCGAGCGUGCUCAGUAUGAGUCUCGUCUUUGGUGGUUGCUGUACACUGCGCCCUGCUUGCCCAUCGGUCUCAUCGGUUUCGCCUGGACCAGUUUGCCCACUACCCACUGGAUUGGUUCCAUGAUCUUCGCUGCCAUCAUCGGUAUUGCCAACUACGCUAUCUACAUGGCCACCAUCGAUUACAUGAUCUGUGCCUACGGACCCUACUCCGCAUCGGCUACCGGUGGUAACGGAUGGUCGCGUGACUUCCUUGCUGGUGUUCUUACCAUUCCCGCCACACCGUUCUUCGAAAACAUCGGCGGCGAGAGGCACCUUGAAUAUGCUUCGACCAUUCUGUUCUGUAUCUCAGUCCCACUCGUCGUUGCUGUCUACAUCAUCUACUGGAAGGGUCCUGCACUGCGCAAGCGCUCUCCCUUCGCCCAGCAGCUCGAGGAUGCUCGUGUGCAACUGCACACCAACAUUGACAGCCGCCGUGGAUCAAAGAUUCCCGAGUCGUCUCGGGCAAACUCCUGGGCUCGCUCCCAGCAAGAUCUUCGCAUCCGCCCGAACAUGGGUAGCCGAGGCAACUCACGAGUCAAUUCGCGCGUCAAUUCGCAAGCCAACUCGCGUGUCGGUUCACGCCGCAACAGCACUAUCAACGCUUAA
Messenger RNA from Penicillium brevicompactum, 1758 nucleotides. RefSeq lists its product as uncharacterized. Gene Ontology annotation, molecular function: transmembrane transporter activity. Lineage: Eukaryota; Fungi; Ascomycota; Eurotiomycetes; Eurotiales; Aspergillaceae. The record is from RefSeq and is a predicted model, not a curated record. The transcript has a single exon. The coding region runs from base 1 to 1758 and encodes 585 amino acids. Gene Ontology annotation, biological process: transmembrane transport.